Aspergillus terreus NIH2624 is the source of this 1968-nucleotide messenger RNA. RefSeq names its product glutamyl-tRNA(Gln) amidotransferase, subunit A. Lineage: Eukaryota; Fungi; Ascomycota; Eurotiomycetes; Eurotiales; Aspergillaceae. Bases 1 to 1968 code for a protein of 655 amino acids. The transcript has 6 exons. The record is from RefSeq and is a predicted model, not a curated record.
AUGCUUCCACCUGCGCGACACUGGGCGACAGCCUCCACAGCCCUGUUUUGCCUAGCGGGUAUAUCAAGCGCCAAUGCGGAUAUUUCAGCCGCCGGUAGGUUCACCACUCUCAGCGGAAUACCCUAUUAUGUCGGUGGAAUAGCAGUCUCCAAGAUACGCGAUAUCCCCGACGUACCCUUGGAUCAUGGAGCUCUCACAGAUGUCGAUGUCUUGCCUAUGACGGUCAUCGGCACCAAUUCCUCCUCGUACACUGGGAGUGAGCUCAAUUCCACAAUCCAUGAUUACAUACGGAAAGACGACGUCUUCAGUUUCGACUUCCUCCAUGGUAUGUAUAAUUCUUAUAGUGUUGUACGAGUGAAUCCUUGUGUUCAUUGGCAAUCAGUGAUAUACCUUGACUCUGAUAGACCGGGCCGUUGUUCGAUCGACGCCAAGUCAUUGCGUCCAGAGCUUCAGCAAAAAGCAGUCGCCUUGUUUAUGGUCUCUCUCAGAUGCUCAACUGGCAAGCCCUCCAUCGCUGUCUCCAAACGUCUAACCCACGAGCUCCCUCCGGGCCCAUACUUUGUUUCAGCCAAGACCGGGGAAGUAUUCAAAGCCUACCGUCUCUACAAAGACACGCACUACGCGUUCUUGGAGCCGGCAGUCAGUGACGAACAGGGCGGGUAUCUCCCGCUUCCCGCUACAACCAAUGUUCGGCUAGGAGUGAAAGAUAUCUAUCACGUCAAGGGUCUUCGGACAAGCGGCGGAAACCGCGCCUACUACUCGCUCUACGAGCCUCGCAACACGACCGGACCCGCAGUCCAACGACUGAUUGACCAGGGAGCCGUCUUCGUCGGGAAAAUGGGUACUGUGCAGUUCGCGAACGGAGACCGCCCGACAGCCGACUGGGUCGACUUCCACUGCCCCUUCAAUCCUCGCGGAGAUGGCUAUCUCGUGCCGAGUGGUUCGUCGUCGGGUUCUGGCGCCGGCAUAGCCGCAUACGACUGGCUUGAUAUCGCAGUCGGAAGCGACACCGGUGGCUCCAUGCGUGGCCCGGCAGGUGCCCAGGGCUUAUUCGGUAACCGGCCAUCGGAGGGGGCCAUAAGCCUAGACGAUGUGAUACCGCUUUGUAGCGGGCUGGAUACUGCGGGUGUCUUUGCUCGCAGCGCUCACACGUGGUCCAACGUGGUCCAUGCGUGGUACGAGAGCUUCGACCGGAACUAUUCUUCCUUCCCAAAGACGCUCUUGUACCCCACUAGCUCCUUCACCGCGGAAGCUAUUGGCAGCUCCGAUGCUGCAGAGCUUAUCAGCAAGUUUGUGGCUAGGCUGGAGCGGUUCCUGGACGCCAACCGCACUCAUGUUGACCUGGAUGCGUCGUGGGAUACCACGCGGCCAAGUGGAGCGCCAGCUACUUUGAACGAUAUGCUGCAUUAUACCUAUGGGACUUUGAUCACCGUGUAUCAGUGGCUUCACCACGGACUACCCUUCUUCCAGGACUACGCUGCGAAGCACGACGGUCGCACGCCGUACAUCAAUCCCGGACCUCUUCUGCGCUGGAAGCUGGGCCAGCAAUCCGGGCAAGCUGGGUUUGAGGAAGCGUGGAAGAACAAAACCAUCUUCUACAACUGGUGGAACGGCGACACCGGGUUCGGCGCCCACAAUGCGGAAACGUGCUCCAAGUCAAUCUACAUCUACCCGAACAGCGUGGGCUCGAUCACAUAUCGUGACGAGUAUUACAGCGCACCCCAAUCUCCAUACUGGGGUAUGGGCGAUAGUCGCAUCGCCGUCUUUGCCGGUGUUCCAGAUCUGGUGGUUCCAAUUGGCGAAAUCCCAUACAACAGCACCAAGACCGGCACGACCGAAUACGUGCCCGUUACUAUGAGUUUAGUCGCGGCGCGUGGGUGUGAUCUGAUGGUGGCAAACAUGGUUGCUGCUAUGGAGGAACAGGGGAUUGUCAAGCCUGUUGCAGUGGGCCCCAGGCUGUAUCCAUGA